This is a messenger RNA of Cygnus atratus (black swan), 8535 nucleotides long. It is a transcript of the gene TG, whose product is annotated as thyroglobulin. The coding region runs from base 1 to 8298 and encodes 2765 amino acids. The record is from RefSeq and is a predicted model, not a curated record. The transcript is spliced from 48 exons. Lineage: Eukaryota; Metazoa; Chordata; Aves; Anseriformes; Anatidae. Gene Ontology annotation, biological process: thyroid hormone generation.
AUGGGCUCCAUCCCAGUUUGUGCCCUUCUUUGCUUUAUUAGCAUAGCAGCAGCCAAUAUAUUUGAGUACCAGACAGAUUCCCAGCCAUUGCGUCCAUGUGAGCUUCAGAGGGAAAAGGCUUUUGCAGGAGGCGACACCUAUGUACCUCAGUGCUCAGAAGAUGGCCAGUUCAGGACAGUUCAGUGCAGUAGGAAUGGUCUCUCCUGUUGGUGUGUGGAUGAGAAUGGCAUUGAGGUACCUGGCAGCAAACAGGAUGGAUAUCCCAUAUCUUGCUUAUCCUUCUGCCAGCUGCAAAAGCAGAGGAUCUUGGUGAGUCGCUACAUCAACAGCAGUAGUAUCUCCUACAUCCCUCAGUGCACGGAUUCAGGGGCAUUUGACGUGGUGCAGUGCGACACAGAGCUGGGUCAGUGCUGGUGUGUAGAUUCGGAAGGAAUGGAGAUCUAUGGCACCAGGCAGAGAGGAAAGCCAACAGAGUGUCCGGGGACCUGUGAGAUCCGAGACCGUCGCAUUCUGCAUGGCGUUGGGGAGAAGAGCCCACCUCAGUGCUCGACAGAAGGAGAGUUUCUGCCUGUCCAGUGCAAGUUUGUCAACACUACAGACAUGAUGUUUUUUGAUCUCGUUCACCAUUAUAACAGGCUCCCGGAAGCUUUCCAAACCUUCAGCUCCUUGCGGGAGACAUUCCCAGAGGUCUCUGGGUACUGCUACUGCUCGGACAGCCUGGGGAGAGAGCUAGCAGACACCGGCUUGGAGCUGCUGCUUGAUGAAGUUUACGACACAAUUUUCUCUGCACUGGAGCCUGCCCGCACGUUUGCAGAGACCAGCAUUUAUCGGAUCCUGCAGAGGAGGUUUCUGGGGGUGCAGCUGGCUACCUCUGGCCGGUUCAGAUGCCCCUCAAAAUGUGAGGUUGAGCGAUAUGCAGCUGUGCGCUACCAGCAUGCCUACGUGCCAUCCUGUGACCCUGAUGGGGGCUACACACCGGUGCAGUGUCAGCAGGGAGGGCAGUGCUGGUGUGUGGACACCAAAGGGAGAGAGGUCCAGGGCACCAAAAGACGAGGACAGCCUCCAGCUUGCGGUGAAGAACACAUAUGCAUCUCUGAGAGACGACGAGCAUUGUCAAGGAUCUUUUAUGGCCCUGCUGGGUACUUCAGUCAGCCUGAUUUAUUUUCCACACCAGACGUGCACUCAGAGAAAAUAGCUGGCUACUCAAGACCUUGCCCUCCCUUCUUCAAGGAGCUGUUUCAGGUCUCUGGACUGUCAUCCCCAGUCAUGCAAAGCCCAUAUGCCAACCAGAUUCCUGGGCUAGAAUCCAUCCUUAGUGAAGCCAUCAGAGGAAUAUUCCCAUCAAGGGAACUGGCUCAGGUGGCAUUGCAAUUUACUGCCAAUCCAAAACGUUUCCAAGAAAAUCUCUUUGGAGGAAAGUUCUUGAAGAAUAUGAUCCAGUUUAACUUCACAGGGGCACUUGGCACUAGUGGCAAAUACAGCAUUGGCCAAUUUUUCCCAGAGGAAGAUGUGGCAGGGAAGGGUAAUGGCCAAGGCCUUCUGGAAUCAGCUGAGGCAUUUUCAUUGGAAGUAUCAAAGGGGAGCUCCAUUUUGAACCAACCUCUUGUAGGCAGCUUUGGCCGCACAGUUACUCUGCAGGACAAUCAGAAUAUGAUGAAAUUCCUUUCCUCUGUCCUGGAACUACCAGCAUUUUUUGCUUUUCUUCAACAAGUGAUUUCUGUCCCCGGAAGCAUUGCUGAAGAUUUAGGUGAAGUGGUGAAAAUAGCAUUGGGAUCCAAAGACUGUGGUGAGGAGACAAAGGACCUGUUUGUUCCAACAUGCACCAAGGAAGGGAGGUAUGAGGAAGUUCAGUGCUAUGCAGGAGAGUGCUGGUGUUUGGACCCUUCAGGUAAUGAAGUUCCAGCCUCAAGAGUUCGAGGUGAACGUCCAAGGUGUCCCACUGACUGUGAGAAGCAAAGGAGAAACCUGCAAAACUUGAAGCAAAGCCUUCCUGCAGGAUCAGAUCUUUUUAUUCCCUCUUGUACCAAGGAUGGAGACUUUCUGCCACUCCAGUGUUAUGGGACAAAUUGCUUCUGUGUUGACUUGAAUGGCAAGACUAUUCCAGGAAUAAGAGGAAAUACUGGAAAACCAAUGCAAUGCCCCAGUGCUUGCCAAGCAAAAGCCAGUCAGGAGUUUCUAAAGACUGUGAAAGUCCUGCUGUCAGAUCCAAGUGCCCUGUCUCAGCCCUCCAGCAUUUACAUGCCCCAGUGCGAUGCUGACGGUGCCUGGAGGCAGGUGCAGUGCAGCGGUCCUCCUGAGCAAGCCUUUGAGUGGUAUGAAAGGUGGAUGACAGAGAACAAUGAAGGCAAACCUCUGCCUGUUGCUGAUCUAUUGAACAUCAUAACUGGAUAUAAAAAUGUCUCUUCCAAAGGAUUUUCAGGUUUUAUUAAAGCUUUGUAUGAAGCUGGGCACCAGAAUGUCUUCCCAGCUUUCACCACCUAUUCCUCCUUCGCUGAUCUUCCACGUGAAGUGCUGGAAGGAAACGUGACCUACGCAUCUGAGAAUGUUUUAUUGGAUCCAUAUACAUUCUGGCAGCUUCUGAAUGAGCAGCUGACCUAUUAUCCAGGACCCUACACUGAUUUCAGCGCUCCAUUAAGCCACUUUGAACUUCGUGAUUGUUGGUGUGUUGAUAGCAAAGGAGAAGAGCUGCAAGGAACAAGGGCAGAAGUGAACCAGGUUCCCAAAUGUCCUGGUGUAUGUGAAGGUGUUAAGCAGGAAGCCAUGAAAUUUAUGGAGGAAGCAGAGCAACUCAUCCGAGCAUCAAACACUUCCCAUUUCCCUUUUGGAGAGAGCUUCUUGAUGGCAAAGGGAAUACAGCUCACAGACAGCGACCUCCUACGUUCUGCUCAGCUCUAUGAGCCAGAGGUGAUGGUCUCUGAAAAGUUGUUAUUGGGCAGUGACUAUUCCCUCCAACUGGCCGCACGAUCAGUCUUGCAUUUCUACUGGCGGAGUCACUUUGCUGUGAAAGGUUCUGCUGGAGAAGCAACACAGCUGGGAUUUCAUCCCUACAUCCCACAGUGCGAUGGCCUGGGAAACUGGGAGCCAACUCAGUGCUACGAGAGCACAGGCCAUUGCUGGUGUGUGGAUGAAAGAGGACAUUAUGUUAUGGAUUCCUUGGUCUCGCGCUCAGCAGAACUUCCCAAAUGCCAGACGUCAUGUCAGAGAUCUCGAGCCAAUGCCUUAAUUUCCAGCUGGAGACAGAGUGGCUCAAAGGUGGAUGCCUCUGCAGCAUAUCUGUUUGUCCCCUACUGCCUUGAGACAGGAGAAUAUGCUGUGCUACAGAGAUCCUACACAGACAUUUGGUGCAUAGAUCCUGUGUCAGGAGAAGUAUUUCAGCGUGGCAGCAUAGAUUCAGAUGGCAAUCCUGAGUGUCCUAGUUUCUGUAAUACGUUGAAGUCCAAAACCAGUUUACGAGAAGCUGGUAAAGGCUACAUCCCACAGUGUGAAGGGGACAAGGGGAUGUUCUCACCCGUGCAGUGCAGCCAGGAUGAAGAAAGCUGCUGGUGUGUGUUCGACAACGGAGAAGAGGUGCCUGGGACACGAGUAAGCGGAGGAAGACCUGCAUGUGAAAGUCCCCAGUGUGCUCUGCCAUUUGGUGCCUCAUCUAUUCUCAACGGAGCUGUGAUUUGCGAAAAGGUUUCUGAGCAAACGUCAGGCGUUCAGCAGUGCUGGCUGGUGUGUCGCCAAGGCUUCCACAGUGCUUACUCCAGCACGUCGUUUCAGUGCGAUUUGCUGCAGCAUCGAUGGGUCUCAGCUGCCCCGCUCUACCAGGCCUGCCAAAAGCUCCAAUUAUUUCAGACAGUCCAAGCUCAAACACACUUUCAACUACUGCUACCUCCUCAGAAGGCUUGUAGUUCUGACUACUCUGGAUUACUCGAGGCAUUCCAGAUACUUAUUUUAGAUGAGUUGAAGGCUCGUGGUUUCUGUCACCUCCAGGUAGAUGCAUUUGGAAAUACUGUCUCAGUUCCUGUCUGUGACAAUUCCUCUGUCUAUGUUGAAUGUGUGAGUGUGGACCGCCUGGGAGUGAAUGUCACGUGGAGGACUCAGCUGGAAAACAUCCCAGCAACUUCUCUCCCUGACUUACAUUAUAUUGAAAAAGCAAUUGUUGGAGAAAAUCUCGUUGGAGCAUUUAUUAAAGAGAUUGAGGAUGGUGGAUUUCAGCUGUAUUUGGACUCCAAGCAAUUCCUAGCAGAUUCGUUCAUUGAUUUUCCUCGGGAUGAAGAAUUUGAUCUGUCCCCGAGCGUGCAGCUAGGAUGUAGAAGUGGUUUUAGAAGAACUUCAACUCCUGGGAAAACCACCCCAAAUGCACAAGGAUGUGUUGUUUGUCCUUCAGGCAGUCAUUUCCAGAAUGGUGAAUGCAUUCCCUGCCCUCUUGGUUACUACCAGUACCAGACAGGACAUUCCUCUUGUAUCAAGUGUCCAACGGGUAAAACUACCAACUCUUAUGGGGCAUUCAGCAUUGAUCACUGUAUCACUUACUGUCAAGGCAAUAAGCAGGGUUUGCAGUGUGAUGAACAAGGCCAGUACAGACCUUCCCAGCAAGAUCCUGACAGUAAGAAAUCCUUCUGUGUUGAUGACUUUGGAGCAGCACUGGAAUGGACUGAAACAGAUGAUCUCCUUACAGACUACCAGUGCCUAUUGCUCAGAAGAUUUGAGAGAGUUCCUGCCUCCAAACUUCUUUAUGGGUCAGAAGAUGCUCAAAUUCUUCAACCUCAGUCAUUCAGGAGAGACCUGCAAAGUCCAGCUUUUCAAUGCAUUUCAGACUGUGAGAAGGAAGAAGCAUGCAGUUUUGUCACUGUAACCCCUGCUGGUUCUGAAGUUGUGUGUGAAUUAUAUAGUGCCACUGAAGUCAACUUCAACUGUACCACCUCUGGAUUGGUGCAAGGUGUUUUGGGGAACCCUGCUGCCACUCGUGUUGGUCGUCUCAGCUGCAUGCUUUAUAUCAGGAACCCAGAAGGAGAUGCAGUGACAGUCUAUUUGAAGAAAGCACAAGAAUUUAACUCAUCUGGCCUCAAAACCUUCGAAAAGACUAGUUUUCAGAAUGUUCUUUCUGGUGUGUAUCAGUCCAUGGCGCUCUCAGCAGCCAGCACAUCUCUGACGGAUGCUCAGCUCUUCUGCCGGCAGACUUGCAGCAGGGACUCUUGCUGUGAUGGCUUCAUCUUGAGUCAGAUUGCCCUUGAAGGAGGUACCAUUUUGUGUAGUUUGAUGAGCUCCCCAGAUGUGCUGAUCUGCAAUGAAAAUAGCUGGAAUCCAACUUCUGUCGCAGAAGGAAUAUGCAAAGGCAUGAGCUAUGACAAAAAAGAGAUGACGUUUUCCUUCACCCUGGGAGGGCAAGUGUUCAGUGGAACUUCUAAGCUGGCAGAAGAGGAAGAGAGAAAUUUUACCACUUUUCAACAAGUUUAUCUGUGGAGAGGCUCCGAUAUGGUCACCCGGCCUAAAACCUCUGUGUGUGAUGCUACUGCUUUGAAGAUAGAGAAUGAUCUAACAUUAUCAGAUUCCACAAAGGAUCUUUUCUACCUAAUGGACAACAGCCAGAUACAAAGCAACCCAAACUAUUCAAUUCCUUACCAGCAGUACUGGGUUUUCAGGCAGAAGUACUCAGCGGAGGAAGCGGUGCUUUGGUGUCUCACACGUUGUGCACAAGAAGAUGAAUUUUGUCAAAUGGCAGAUCUUCAAAAUGCCACAGACACAUACUUUGUGUGUACCCUGUAUCCAGCAGCACAAAUUUGUGAUGGCAGCAUUGACCAGAUAGCGGAGAACUGUCGUACCGUCCUACCCUGGCAACCACAGGCAUUGUAUCGAAAAAUAGUCACUCUGAAAAGUUCUGUGAAGAGCUUCUACACACGUGUACCAUUCCAGAAAGUAAUGGGGAUCUCAGUGAGGAAUAAGACUGACAUGAGCAGAAAAGCAGUUUCAGAUGGCUUUUUUGAGUGUGAGCAUUGGUGUGAUGCUGACCCCUGUUGCACAGGAUUUGGUUUUUUUAAUGACUCUCAGCUGUCAGGAGGAAAGAUUGUGUGCCUGACUCUGAACAGCCUAGGAAUUCAGACAUGUGCCGAGGAAUCAAGAAGUGCUUGGCAAAUUUCAAGUUGUAGUUUGCCAGAUGCUGAAGUCAGAAUACAUCCAUUUGGCUGGUAUCAAAAGCCUGUUGAUUUGACGAACACCAUCUCUAACCUGUGUCCGCCUGUUAGUUUACCUUUCAGGCCAGAAAGUGAGUAUUUGGAUAUAUGGCAAUCCUUAAAUGCAACCUCUGUUCUCAUGGAUUCAUCUGUCUCCAACUUUGAAGUUGUGCAAGUAAGCAGGGAUAUAUCCAAUGACUUUGCCACUGCCAAAGACUUUUGUCUAGCUGCAUGUUCAAAGAACCAGACGUGUACAGUUGUUACACUGGAAAUCAAGCCUUCAGCAAUAAGAUGCCUUUUUUACCCUGAUACGCAGAUAUGCUUACAUGGCCUGCAAGGGCACAGCUGUCAGGUUUUACUCAAAGAGCCAGCUACAUACAUCUACAGGAGACAAGAUUUAUUCCCGCCCAUCUCUGAAUCAGAUUUAACCCCAUCCGUGUACAUUCCAUCACAUGGAGACUUGAUCGGCAAAUCCCAGGUGGCGCGCAUCGGCUCAGAGUGGAGAAAUAUCAGCCAGUUCCUUGGGAUUCCCUAUGCUGCACCUCCCCUUGCAGAGAGGCGCUUCAAUCCUCCAGAGCCGUUUGCUUGGGUGGAAACCUGGAACGCUACUGUGGCUCGGUCAACUUGCUGGCAGCCAGGGGAUGGAGAGGCGUCGUCAUACUCUGUCAGUGAAGACUGCUUAUAUCUUAAUGUCUUUGUUCCUGUCACCACGGUCAAAAACAUGUCAGUGCUGUUGUUCUUCCACAACGGAGGGAGUGGCAACAUUGAAGCAGGAAAGACAACCAUAGAUGGCUCAUACCUUGCUGCGAUCAGUAACAUCAUUGUUGUGACGGCAAGCUACAGGGUUGGUGUCUUUGGCUUCCUCAGUACGGGCUCUUCUGAGGCGAGUGGAAAUGCUGGCCUUUUGGAUCAGUUGGCAGCUCUGAAGUGGGUGCAGCAGAACAUUGCUAGCUUUGGAGGAGAUGCAACCCGUGUGUCUAUAGGGGCUGACCGCAGCGGGGCAGACGUUGUCAGUAUUCACCUACUCACAGACACAGCCGAUACGGAUCUCUUCAGGAGGGCAUUGUUGAUGGGAGGUUCAGCUUUUUCUCCAGCAUCCAUUAUUACUAAGAGAAGAGCCCAGACACAAGCAGCAGUCCUGGCUGAGGAAGUGGGAUGCUCUUCACCUACCAAUGGGGAAAUCAUGGCCUGCCUUCGCCAGUUGCCUGCUCGUGUCCUCAAUGAUGCACAGACUAAGCUCCUAGCGAUAAGCGGCCCAUUCCAGUACUGGGGUCCAGUGAUGGAUGGAAUUUACCUCCGGGAACCUUUAGCUAAAUCCCUGCAGCGCUCUCAACUUCGGAAAGUAGAUCUGCUCAUUGGAAGUGCUCAGCAAGAUGGGCUGAUCAGCAGAGCUAAGGCAAUUAAGAAAUUUGAAGAAAGUCAAGGAAGAGCCAAAAGUAAAACAGCGUUUUAUCAAGCUCUGCAAAAUUCUCUUGGAGGAGAAGACUCCAAUAAGUUCAUUGAAGAUGCAGCUACAUGGUAUUACUCCCUUGAACACUCAACCGAUGAUUAUUCUUCUUUUUCCAGAGCUUUGGAAAAUGCCACCCGUGACCAGUUUAUCACAUGUCCCAUCAUAAACAUGGCAAAUCACUGGGCUGCUAACUCCAGAGGAAAUGUCUUCAUGUACCACGUACCUGAAAGCUCCUCACAGAGCAGUUCAGGUCUGGAGCUCUUGCUUGAUGUUCAGUAUGCAUUUGGACUGCCAUUCUACCCAAAGUAUGACGAACGAUUUACUCUGGAUGAAAAGCGCCUUUCCUUGCAAAUUAUGCAGUAUAUCUCCAAUUUUGUAAACUCUGGAAAUCCAAACUACCCUCACAGUUUCUCGAGAAGAAUGUCAGGGUUGAUGCCACCCUGGCCAAUGUUUCUGCCAAAUGAUGAUGGUGAUAACUACAAAGAAUUCACCGCUUCCUUGCCAACUCUUAAAGGAUUAAAAAAAGAGGACUGUUCUUUUUGGUCUGAUUAUAUCAGAAGACUGAAAGAAUCCACAGGAAGUGCAAGUAAUGGAGAACAAUCUGCAGAAAACAGCUCUAGUGAAGCCCCUAGUGAAGGAGUUACCUCCCAGGAGAGCCAGCCAGUGGGAGACAAGGUGGCUUACAGCAGAUAGAAUGUUACUGUCCUAUUGGAUGGGUUUGCCAUGUAAUUGUACAUCCAUACAACUGUGUCAUACCAGAUAAACAAACUUCUUCCUUUAGUUAACGCUCUGAACAAAUAAAGUAGACCUUUCAAGAAAGUAGUCUUUCAAGAAAACUUUUGAAUAUGGCACAAUGGAUAUUAUUUUAGGUCAAAAGAAACUGAAAUUUGCAAAGUGGAAUAUCAAUAAAAACUUCAAAAAUUAAGUGAA